UUUUGCAUGAAACAGUCAACCACACAAAGGACCUGGAGGGGAGAGACACAGAGAAGGCAGCGGAGGAAGAGAAAGGGUGGCCAGGAAUGAGAUGAGAAGUUGCUCACCCUGAUCAGUCCCGGGUACAGAAACGGCGCAACAUGUUCCAGGCCAAAAUCCCCGGCCCAGCCGCCACGGGCCACGAUUCGGGAUGCAGUCCGUCGGGAAAUGUCCAAAGGUCAAAGUCUUUCAGUGUCAAGCCCCCCGUGAGAGAGCUCUGUUCCAACUGUCAGAAGACCGUUUACCCCAUGGAGAGGCUGGUGGCCGAUAAGCACAUCUUCCACAGUAGCUGCUUCUGCUGUAAGCACUGCAGCACCAAACUAAACCUGGGUACGUACGCCGCCCUCCACGGGGAGUUUUACUGCAAACCUCAUUUCCAACAACUCUUCAAGAGCAAAGGGAAUUACGACGAAGGUUUUGGCCGGCGACCUCACAAAGAUCUGUGGACCCAUAAAGAGCAGUCUGCCUCUGGGGACAAUGCCCCCUGAGAGGCCACUCAACACACAUACACCAGGGGUUUUGCCCCCCCUACCCUUAUUGCACCAAGGGUAGGGAGGGUUUGCUUUAUGUGCCUCAGCUGAGUGCAUAUUUUGGUGCACGUGAAGGCACUUUCUAUAGGAUCUAGCUGGUGCAGUUAAACCCUUCCCUGGCUGGAGGGGGCAUCUUUCAACUCAUUUCAAUGAAUCAGAUGCCACUUAUUCCUCGACAGGACAUAUAGAUCGCGUGACCAUCAGGGCCGCAGCCAAUCCCAGUUCAGGGAGAGAAAUGCGUUUCCUUGAAUUAUGGUUGUAAUUGGUAUCUUGUUUGGGAUGGUUGAAGUUGGGGGAGCGGUGUGGGGGGGGGCAAUCUGGAUGAUUUUGGAUGGCAUUUGGCACAAAUAUCAGGGCUGGAUGAUCACACAGGGAUGUUUGAGGGGAACAGUGAUCACAAAAUUCUUUGUUGUUGCACACGGGAUGGGCUGGCGAGAUAUUGGAAGAUGUCUACGGAAUGCACAAUAUUUACAGUCAGGGAAUAUAUGGCAGAUAGAACCUUUACACGAUGAACUUACCUUUAAUCAUAUCGGGACCUUGGUAACCUUCUAGAAGACAAAUAAGUCAUGUUCUGGAGGUUAUAGAGGAAAAAGUUCCAAUUAUCACAAGUUGGGUGACCACCAAGUUCAAGAAAGCCUCAAAAGACCUUGUGGUCCCUCUGGACAUGCGGGUCAAAGUUAUUGAAAUUGCUAAAAAUACCCAGGGCUGCCAUAGGACCUUCACACAUCAUCACCAGAUUCUUUUUUGACAUUGCAAUUAUCUCACAACAGUCGCUGCCGACUUUUGAAGUUCAGGAUCUCCAGAGGGAUAUCUUCCACCUCUCUCCAGCCAGUUCCCCCACUAAAUAACCUUACUUUUCCCUCUCGCCUUGCGCGAAGGGGAAGCCGAGACAUUCCUUGCUCCUGCUGUCCGUCGGGACUCAAAGCCCCGACGGCGGUAGGAGAAUUUCUUGUACGCUGUGCACUGGGGACGGGGGUUUGUUUACAGACUGUUCUUACCAUACUAAUACACAUACAUGUGCUCUGAUUGUAAAAUUAAAUGAAAAAAAAGAAA
This is a messenger RNA of Spea bombifrons (plains spadefoot toad), 1622 nucleotides long. It is a transcript of the gene LIMD2, whose product is annotated as LIM domain containing 2. Bases 141 to 527 code for a protein of 128 amino acids. NCBI's taxonomy places the organism in Eukaryota, Metazoa, Chordata, Amphibia, Anura, Pelobatidae. The transcript is spliced from 5 exons. Gene Ontology annotation, biological process: actin filament bundle assembly. Gene Ontology annotation, molecular function: actin filament binding. Gene Ontology annotation, cellular component: actin cytoskeleton; plasma membrane. The record is from RefSeq and is a predicted model, not a curated record.